AUGGCCAAAUUCAGUCGAUCGCGCUCCGUCUCCUACACAAAUCCACCUGUCCUGUCUGUCGACGUCUCCCAAAUGAUGCACCACCCACACGACGGCCUCUCGUCCAAAGGUGAGGACUUUGAUGAUGAAGUUCUCCAGGGUGGGGAGCUCCUAGAUGAUCAUCCAUCCACCGUGCAGGUGAACAGCUAUUUAGCUCUGGAACACCUCACUACUUCCCGACCUACUUCUGCCAAGCCGUUUAAGAAACGCUGGCUUUCUCAAGCCCUGAUGGAAGGCGGCAUGGAAAUACAAAAUAACCUGGCCAAUCAAACCGCGGGCUUUAGUGCUCCCGCCCUUCCUCUCCAACUCCUCCCUGCAACUGGAGACCCCGAUUCGGCUUCUCGACAUAAUGCUCCCUCGUUAAACCCCAAGAAAAGGAUUAUUUCACACCUGGUUGAGGCUGAGGCGGCAGUCGCGGAAUCCGCAGUUACAAUUUAA
Spirometra erinaceieuropaei is the source of this 477-nucleotide messenger RNA. The record is from the annotation of a GenBank genome assembly. NCBI's taxonomy places the organism in Eukaryota, Metazoa, Platyhelminthes, Cestoda, Diphyllobothriidea, Diphyllobothriidae.